Molecule: messenger RNA, 1472 nt
Organism: Theobroma umbraticum
Lineage: Eukaryota; Viridiplantae; Streptophyta; Magnoliopsida; Malvales; Malvaceae
Product: putative lactoylglutathione lyase, chloroplastic
Cellular component (GO): cytoplasm
Molecular function (GO): lactoylglutathione lyase activity; metal ion binding
Source: RefSeq, a predicted model, not a curated record
AUGGUGAGGAUAAUUCCCAUGGCUUCCUCAAUACGACCUUCGCUCUCGUCGUUUAGGUUGUCCGGUGGUGUUCCUACUACGCGUUUUGGCGUUUCCCUCUCCCCGUUUCACCUUCCUCGACGCCUGCUUUUCUCUCAUCUUGGCAGCACUGUUCCGCAAUCGCAAUUCUUUGGUUUGAAAGCUUCUAAGCUGUUGAGAGCUGAGGGAAGCAGGGUAGGGAUGCCUCUGGUCGGAAAUGUGGUACAAGCAAGCACGGCAGCUGCCGAAGAAACUGCCCUAGAGUGGGUUAAAAAGGAUAAAAGAAGAAUGCUCCAUGUUGUUUAUCGAGUUGGGGAUUUGGACAGGACCAUCAAAUUCUAUACUGAGUGCCUGGGAAUGAAGCUGUUGAGGAAACGAGACAUACCCGAGGAGAGAUACACAAAUGCCUUUCUUGGAUAUGGGCCGGAAGACUCUCACUUUGUUAUUGAACUCACCUACAAUUACGGUAUUGACAAGUAUGACAUCGGAACUGCAUUUGGUCAUUUUGGUAUUGCUGUUGAGGAUGUUGCCAAGACUGUGGAACUUAUAAAGGCCAAGGGUGGAAAAGUAACCAGAGAACCUGGUCCAGUGAAAGGUGGUAGUACUGUAAUUGCAUUUAUUGAGGAUCCUGAUGGUUACAAGUUUGAACUGCUGGAAAGGGGGCCUACUCCUGAACCCUUGUGCCAAGUAAUGCUACGUGUUGGUGAUCUUGGUCGUUCCAUAAAUUUCUAUGAGAAGGCCUUUGGCAUGGAGCUUCUUCGCACACGAGAUAAUCCAGAGUACAAGUAUACAAUAGCCAUGAUGGGCUAUGGGCCUGAAGAUAAAAAUGCCGUGCUUGAGUUGACGUACAACUAUGGGGUCACUGAUUAUGACAAGGGAAAUGCGUAUGCUCAGAUUGCAAUUGGCACAGAUGAUGUUUACAAAACUGCAGAGGCAGUCAAACUUUUUGGUGGGAAAAUUACGCGGGAACCUGGACCAUUACCUGGUAUCAACACCAAGAUCACUGCGUGCUUAGAUCCUGAUGGUUGGAAGACGGUUUUUGUUGAUAACAUUGAUUUCCUCAAGGAAUUGGAGUGAGUUUUGGGCAUAUUCUCGUAGUAUCCUUUUGACACUGGAAGCUGAACCUGAGCUGAAAGGAUUUGUUGAAGAAAUUUCCCAUGAGAACGCAGCCACUCCCAUUUUGUAGAUAAAUCUUGAACGGGACAAUCGCAUAGCCAUUAGCUUCACAGGAGUGCAGGGACCUUGAGAUGUCAAUUUCUGUUUAAUUAUCUUUCUCAUUUUAUUUCAAUGAAAUAUUAUCACAAAACACUUAUAUUUGAUUCAGUACCUGUUAGGAGAUGCCUGUAAGCAUACAAAAUGUACUAUAGUAAUCCGUGUCUGCUAUGUUAUGUGUUUGAGGUUGAUUCUCUAAUUUUUGAGUCCCAAGGAAAAUUUGUUAAAGCGUUCACCAGAAA